UAGAGGGUAGUGAGUGGCGGCGCUCGAUGGUGCUGCUGAAGUUUUCAAGAUGUCGUCGCUGGAGCAGAGACUCUCCCGAAUCGAGGAGAAACUCAAGCAGGAAAAUAAAGAAGCUCGCAAACGAAUCGACCUGAACAUCGACGUGAGCCCGCACCGGUCGCGUCCUAGGCCAAUCAUCGUGAUCCAGCUAAGUCCAGCUCCAGCCCCCUCCCAACGCGCAGCUCUGCAGUUACCGCUGGCCAAUGAUGGAAGUCGCUCAUCCUCUUCAGAAAGUUCUCCUCAACACCCCUCGUACCCCAGCAGACCCCGACAAAUGCUCACGCUUCCCACCCCACCAUACUGCGUACAGAAGAGCCUUGAAAAUGCUGAAAUCGAUCAGAAGCUGCAGGAGAUAAUGAAACAAACUGGUUACCUGAAGAUUGACGGACAGCGUUACCCAGCAGAGGUGACGGAUCUGAUCAGUGAGGGCGAGAUCGGCAGUGGAACCUGUGGGCAGGUCUUCAAAGUUCGCUUUAAAAAGACUGCCCAUGUCAUCGCUGUCAAGCAAAUGAGAAGGACGGGUAAUAAAGACGAGAAUAAGAGAAUCCUCAUGGAUCUGGACGUUGUAUUGAAGAGUCAUGACUGUCCAUACAUCAUCCAGUGUUAUGGAGCUAUAGUCACUAAUACGGAUGUGUUCAUAGCCAUGGAGUUAAUGGGGACAUGCGCAGAAAAGCUAAAGAAGAGGAUCCAAGGGCCCAUACCAGAGGCUAUUCUGGGAAAGAUGACUGUGGCUAUCGUGAAAGCCCUGCUGUACCUAAAAGAGAAACACGGUGUGAUUCAUCGAGACGUGAAGCCAUCAAAUAUCUUGUUGGAUGACAAAGGCCAAAUCAAACUGUGUGAUUUUGGCAUUAGCGGGCGAUUGGUGGAUUCUAAAGCCAAGACUCGCAGUGCCGGGUGUGCUGCGUACAUGGCGCCUGAGAGAAUAGACCCUCCAGACCCCAGUAAGCCAGACUAUGACAUCAGAGCUGACGUCUGGAGUCUUGGCAUUUCUCUGGUGGAGCUAGCCACGGGACAGUUUCCUUAUAAGAACUGCAAGACAGACUUUGAGGUUUUGACCAAAGUUCUUCAAGAGGACCCACCGGUCCUUCCUCUUGGCAUGGGCUUUUCUCCAGACUUUCAGUCCUUCGUUAAAGACUGUCUCACAAAGGAUCACAGAAAAAGGCCAAAAUACCACAAGCUGCUUGAACACAGUUUUAUCAGACGCUAUGAGGUAUCGGAGGUAGACGUGGCAGGCUGGUUCCAGACGGUGAUGGAGCGCACCGAGUCUCCACGCAGCAGCCAGUGCUUCAGUCAUCACCAGCUUCACUCUCUCUUCAGCAGGUAGCCAGACGGAGAAAGAGAGAGAGAGCGAGAGAGAGAAUGAUGCAAUAUUGCGAGGUUGAUUUAGAGACAUGGAUGGACAGGUUUUAAAUGUAAAUUUCGGAAUGGAAGGAGCAUUGAAAAUGGACAGAUUGUAAAAGACGAAAUCACUGAAACGAAAGAAUGUUCGUUUGGGAGUUUGACCGAUCGACAGACAAUCCUAAGCAGGUUCGAUGUAAAUUUGAAAUCCGUUCGUGUUUCGUCG
This is a messenger RNA of Misgurnus anguillicaudatus (oriental weatherfish), 1603 nucleotides long. RefSeq names its product mitogen-activated protein kinase kinase 7 (gene map2k7). Gene Ontology annotation, biological process: protein phosphorylation. Gene Ontology annotation, molecular function: ATP binding; protein kinase activity. The record is from RefSeq and is a predicted model, not a curated record. NCBI's taxonomy places the organism in Eukaryota, Metazoa, Chordata, Actinopteri, Cypriniformes, Cobitidae.